UAUUGCAGUUUGACUAAGACUUUAAAAGACUUGAAAGAGAAAUAUGAUCAAUUACAUGGAAAACUGAAAAGGAAACAAGAUGAGAUAAAGAAGAAAGAUCAGUGGUGGGACAAGUACAGAUUUACUGCUGAGACAAUGAUUAAUAGUUUCCUCGUUUUCUACAUAAGACACACUCAUGGCUCAGAGUUUACUUAGGACAAUAUGAACAGACACCAAUGUUAAAUAACAUUUCACUCAUGAACGUUGAAUAACAAGUAAAGCUGAAGAUGGAUAUGUUCAAGAAGACUACUUUUGUAAGGUUUUGCUGUGCGUCCGCCUCCAUGUUGCCAGAGGAACUUGCACUGUCAACUGAACAGCUGAUUUGUCUGUACAAAGAAUGCAUAGAGAUGGCUAAACACUGUAAUCAUAUAAAUACCAUGAUAUAUUCAUGCUUUCUGUUCGUAAAGUAUAGCUACAGCUUAGGUAGAAAUGCUGAUUCACUGAGGUAUCUGAAGGAAAUACUACAGUCAGCUGUAGCAAUACCACAUUAUGAGUUAAUAGGUCAUACAUGUUUGUCCUUCAUAUGUAGGGAGCUGAACGAGUUUGAAAACGUUGUCUUGCACGCCAAGAAAUGGAUCGAAAUUUUUCAAAGUAUAGGCGAUAAAAAAAGCGAAAUGUAUGGACAUUUUGAAAUGGGAAAUGCAUUUUCAUUCUUAGCUCGUUAUGAUGAUGCUAUUGACUGCUUCAAAAAAUGUCUUAAAAUUGCCCAGGAAAUUGAUAGUGCUGACGUCGAGAUGAAAGCAUAUGUCUGCAUAAUGGUCGCAUAUAAACACAUGCAGAAAUAUGAUGACAUUAUUCUGUAUGCGCACAAGCUCCUUGAUUGCGCCAUGAAAAACAACAAUCAGGAGGCUAUGAUGAAAGCGUACUUAAGGCUGGGAGAUGGGUUUUCAUCCUUAGCUCGUUAUGAUGAUGCUAUUGACUGUGGCAAAAAAUGUCUUAAAAUUGCCCAGGAAAUUGAUAGUGCUGAAGACAUGAUAAUGGCAUAUAACUGCAUAGUAGUCGCAUAUAAAUACAUGCAGAAAUAUGAUGACAUUAUUCUGUAUGCGCACAAGUUCCUUGAUUGCGCCAUGAAAAAUAAAAAUCAGGAGAUUAUGAUGAAAGUGUACUUAAGGCUGGGAGAUGGGUUUUCAUCCUUAGCUCGUUAUGAUGAUGCUAUUGACUGCUUCAAAAAAUGUCUUAAAAUUGCCCAGGAAAUUGAUAGUGCUGACGUCGAGAUGAAAGCAUAUGUCUGCAUAAUGGUCGCAUAUAAACACAUGCAGAAAUAUGAUGACAUUAUUCUGUAUGCGCACAAGCUCCUUGAUUGCGCCAUGAAAAACAACAAUCAGGAGGCUAUGAUGAAAGCGUACUUAAGGCUGGGAGAUGGGUUUUCAUCCUUAGCUCGUUAUGAUGAUGCUAUUGACUGUGGCAAAAAAUGUCUUAAAAUUGCCCAGGAAAUUGAUAGUGCUGAAGACAUGAUAAUGGCAUAUAACUGCAUAGUAGUCGCAUAUAAAUACAUGCAGAAAUAUGAUGACAUUAUUCUGUAUGCGCACAAGUUCCUUGAUUGCGCCAUGAAAAAUAAAAAUCAGGAGAUUAUGAUGAAAGUGUACUUAGAGCUUGGAAGAUCACAUCGUGCAUUGAACCACUAUCAAGAGGCCAUUGACUUUUUACAGAAAUGCAUUGAAAUAGCAAGGGAGAUAGAAGACAGACGCAUUGAAGUCAGGGCUUACCUAUUAAUGGGGCAGAUAUAUAACGCUCUUUCCGACUACGACAAUGGAAUUAUCUAUUGCAAGAAGUGUAUUGAGCUAGCAAUAACUAUUGGCGAUAAAGAUGCGGAGGCUGAUGCUUAUAGCGAACUUGGAGAGAUAUAUUAUUCCUUGGAGAAAUACGAUGAUGCCAUUUCCAACUGCAACAAGUGUGUUCACAUUGACAAGGAAGAUAAUGAAGAAAAACGUGCUCACUUUAUUGCGUAUCUGACUUUGGGAAACGUUUACCGGUCUUUGGAGAAAUACGAUGAAGCCAUUCAGAAUUACAAGCAAUGUAUAGACAUGAGGAGAGCGGAUAUAGCAACGUAUCUGUGUCUAGGAGAGACAUAUGCUGUACUGGAACAGGACAAUGAUGCAGCACGAUACAUUAAGAAAUACAUCGACAUGGCACAGGAAACUGGUAUGAAAAUAUUUGAAGCACAAGCAUGUUUACUUCUUUCGUCUGUAUACCAAAAAUCAGAUGAUAAGGAAAGCAUCGAUAAUGUCAUCCAAUACGGUAAGAAAGGCGUGGACAUCUCUCAAGAAACUGGCGACAAAAAAACUGAGAUGGAAGGACAUGUUAUUCUCGCUCAAACAUAUAAUGACUUGUUCCAGUUGAAUGAAGCGUCUCAGAGUAUAGAUGCAGGCAUGGCGAUUGCUACAGAGCUCGGAGACAAAGAAGCUGAGGAAAAAUUAAAAGAAAUUCGUUCUAGUCUUUAUUUGAGAGUUGGUUUGCAUGAGAAGGUACAUGCACCCAUGGUACCAACAUGUUCUGAAGAUGAGCUUCUACAGGAUCUUGACCAAGCGGUGAAGACAGGCGAGAAACCAAAGAAAGAUAGAGCUUUAUUGAGGCUUUACAAGUUUUAUUCUUCCAAAAAAGAUUAUCAAAAAGCAAUAAAUUGCCUUGAGCAGAUAAAGGAGAAGGACAUGAAACCUUCUGUGAACUUGUUCUGUUUCACAGAAAUCGGAAACGCCUAUCAUUUGAUGGAUCAGAAUGACAUGGCUUUAUGCAGUUUCAGACAAGGGCUACCUACUGCUGAAUCCUGCUCUGAUACUCAUGGAGCUCAAUUCUAUUGUAGCUUUGGUCAAUUAUUGUAUUCAUUAAACAGAGAACCGAACUUGGCAGAACAUUAUCUAAGAGAAGCUAUACGAUGCUUUGAAGCGAUCUUUACCACACUUGGUAGUCGUGAUGAAUUCAAGAUCUCAAUUUUUGACGAAUAUAUUCAUAGUUAUAAGCUGUUGGCAAUAUUGUUAAUCAAUGACGAACAGAUCGAGGAAGCGCUUUUAGUGUUAGAUCGUUGUCGUGCAAGAGCAUUGAAAGAUCUUAUGAUGUCAAACUUCAAGAUGGAACAAGAGAUGAGCAAUGAUGAACACCUAGAGCACAGCGAUGUUUUGUCUCUGGUCUCAAGAAAUCACUUCAGCAUUGUCUUUUACUCGCUUUGUUUUGAUGCUUUUCUGAAGUUUUUUAUUGACAGGGAGACAAAUUUGCGUYAUUCAAGUUUUCCUAAUCAUUCGCUACAGAAAUACGUCGAUCAGUUGUUUGACGAUAUGGGUGUUGGUGAGGUAGUUGACUGUGAGAACAGGUCCUUGGACAAAGAAGAAGAUAUUCAAAAAGAACAAAGAAGAAGCAAAGAAGAAUACGAGGGACUUAAUCAACCAACGGCAUCACUGCUGAACCUUGAUUCUAACACAGGAGAAUCUAAUGAGAAUAGUGCUGAAACCAAGGGAUCUACUCUAGAAGAUCUAUUUGAUAUCUUAGAAUGUGAUAAAAUACUAUUGUCGAAGCAAGACGAGGUUGUUAUUAUUCCCGAUGGUCCCUUAUUCAAAGUGCCUUUUCCCGCCUUACGAGAUCCUCGUACAGGAAAGUAUUUAUCAGAGACAAAGCGCAUUAGACUUGCUCCUUCAUUAGCGACUUUAAAGGCGUUGCAAGAUUGCACAGAAGAUUAUUAUUCCAAGAAAGGCGCCUUAAUCGUUGGAAAUCCUCUUGUUGGUAAAGUCAUGUUCGAUGGGGAAGAGAAAGAGUUUGAUCCUUUGGAUAAUGCGUUUGCUGAAGUGAUCGCGGUAGGCAAUGUAUUCAAUGCGACGCCUUUGACAGGAGAGAAGGCUACGAAACAAGCUGUUAUCCAGAGACUCAAAGAAGGAGUAUCUGUCGUACAUAUUGCUGCACACGGCAGUCUCACUAAAGGUACGAUAGCACUUGCACCUUCUCCUGAGGUAAGAACAACAAAGACCCCAGAUGAAGAAGAUUACAUGCUGACCGUGGCUGAUGUACAGCAGGCUCAAGUACGUGCACAGUUAGUUGUGUUAAGCUGCUGUCACAGUGGACGUGGUGAAAUCAGAGCUGAAGGAGUAGUUAGCAUGUGUCGAGCCUUUCUAGCGUCAGGUGCUCGUGCA
Actinia tenebrosa (Australian red waratah sea anemone) is the source of this 4154-nucleotide messenger RNA. RefSeq lists its product as uncharacterized. Gene Ontology annotation, molecular function: damaged DNA binding. The record is from RefSeq and is a predicted model, not a curated record. NCBI's taxonomy places the organism in Eukaryota, Metazoa, Cnidaria, Anthozoa, Actiniaria, Actiniidae. Gene Ontology annotation, biological process: DNA repair; DNA double-strand break processing involved in repair via single-strand annealing.